UUGAACUUCGGUACUGCCAAGUUCAUUGCUAUAUAGUGGUUUGACUAAUUGAUCGGCAGACCAUUCCGUACGUGAACCUGGUGCCGUUUGUGCCACCACCACCGUCAACGGAACCGAUCCAGUCUGCGCACAGAUUCAGUGACUUGUUUUUGUGAUUGUUUACUUUACGUUGAGGAGGAUCCUUUUGGCUUUCCACCGACUCUCUAUCCGGUAUGGCACCGAAUUUACUGGGCAACAUAAUGCUUGGCAAUUCGGCGGAUCCUGUCCAAAUAAUCAGCAAACCGGUGGAAUACCACGACCGGACGAUUUCUCAACCCCAACCGCGAAUUGUGAAAGUCACCGAAACCAGAAAACCUAACCAAUCUACUGGGCCCAAAUACAAGUGGGAAAUUGUUUGGAGGAAUGUGAUAGCCUUUAUCUACUUGCACACGUUUGGUUUAUACGGAUUAUAUUUGCUGUUCAAUGGCUGUCAGCUUAAAACUGUGUAUUGGGUGCUCGCCGUAAUAAUCCUGUCUGGCCAAGGAAUAACAGUAGGAGCUCACAGAUUGUGGGCCCAUCGAACGUACAAGGCGAAACUGCCCCUAAGAAUUAUUUUGGCCUUCCUCCAGACAAUGGCGUUCCAAAACCACAUCUACGAAUGGGUCAGAGAUCACAGGGUGCAUCACAAGUUCACGGACACGGACGCGGAUCCUCACAAUGCCAAACGAGGUUUCUUCUUUUCCCACAUGGGAUGGCUGAUGUUGAAAAAGCACAAGGAUGUUUUUAUCAAGGGAAAGACGGUGGACUUGAGUGAUUUAGAGGCCGAUCCGGUUGUCAUGUUCCAGAAGAAAUUCUAUCUUGUGUUGAUGCCUAUUGUUUGUUUCGUCUUUCCUGCGUUCAUCCCCUGGUACUAUUGGGGAGAGAAUUGGUGGUAUGCUUGGUACACCGCCGUUAUUUUCCGUUAUACCUUGUGCUUAAAUGGUACUUGGCUGGUAAAUAGUGCUGCCCACAUUUGGGGAACCAGACCAUAUGAUAAGUCAAUAAAACCGACCGAAAAUAGGUUUGUGGCGUUCAUGGCUUUCGGUGAGGGUUGGCAUAACUACCAUCACGUCUUCCCCUGGGACUACAAAGCGGCGGAACUGGGCAAUUACCGCCUCAACUGGUCUACCUCGUUCAUUGAUCUGAUGUCGAAGAUUGGUUGGGCCUACGAUCUCAAAACGGCUUCCUUAGAAAUAAUCCAGAAACGCAUAAAACGUACCGGAGACGGUACUAUAAAAGCCAAAGAUGUGGGCGACGGUAUGCAUCAUGAUCACGAUCACGAUCACAGUGACGCCAUUUGGGGUUGGGGUGACAAGGAUAUGAAUGAAGAGGAAAAACAAGACGUCAGAAUAUUUAACAAGCUAAAGGAGACGUAAAAUGACGGUUUUAUGUUGUUUAUAAGUCACUUCCUUAUAUUUUAAUGAAUGUUCUUAGGUUACUUUUAUAAGUGAUGUUUACGCUUAGGCUCGUUCAUGUAAAUAUAUUCACGCUGAUCAGUAAAUGUAAAACAUGCGCUCCACAUACCACCGAGCCAGUGUAAUCCGUAUUAAUCGAUGUUCAUCGGUUAUGUACACAAUGUUACCUAUCGUAAACGAUAAUGUAUUAGUAGUUUGUGUCCAGUUUAAAUAGUCAUAUUUUAAAAUCGUUGUACAAGCCGUCGAGACUAGAAUAAUAUUUUAUGAAUUAAUGUUUAUAUAUUUUAUAAAAUAUUUUUCUUACAUUGAUUCACUUAUGUAGUGUGAUACUUUUAAAAUUAUGUAUUAAUUUACAUUAAAAUAUAUUUUAAUUGAAGACGAUUAAUAAUUUAUUAGGUUUAGGGCUAAAUUAUUUAAAUUUUCUGUUUUCGAAAUUAAUUUAUUGAAAUAUAUUAUAUAUUGUUGUUUUAUUUGUUAA
This is a messenger RNA of Aethina tumida (small hive beetle), 1911 nucleotides long. RefSeq names its product acyl-CoA Delta-9 desaturase-like. Gene Ontology annotation, molecular function: iron ion binding; stearoyl-CoA 9-desaturase activity. Gene Ontology annotation, cellular component: endoplasmic reticulum membrane. Gene Ontology annotation, biological process: unsaturated fatty acid biosynthetic process. The record is from RefSeq and is a predicted model, not a curated record. NCBI's taxonomy places the organism in Eukaryota, Metazoa, Arthropoda, Insecta, Coleoptera, Nitidulidae. The transcript has 5 exons. The coding region runs from base 213 to 1394 and encodes 393 amino acids.